AUGGUACUCCCAGCUGUAGCAAGAUGCAGAGGUAGUACCGUGGCGACAACAAUCUGGUUGCAACUUCUCUUCAGCCUCUUGGUAUUGAAUUUAUUCUCUGAUGCUUGCAAAAAAGUGACUUUCAAUGUCCCUCCCGAACUAGAAGCUGGAGUAUUAGUUGGCAGAGUCAAUGUGAAACACUGUCUUAAGCAUGCAAAAUUUGUCCGCUCAAACAACCCCAACUUUACAGUUUUAGAAGAUGGGUCAUUGUAUACAACAAACGCUAUUUCCUUGUCUUCUCAUGAAAACACCAUCACCAUAUUCCUUAAAGGCAAUAAUGAACAUGAACAAAAGAAGAUAUCUGUUCAUUUGCUAACACUUCCCAAAAAGACCUCAAAAGCUAAGGCAGGACAUGUAAGAAGGAUGUCUCUUAGGCGAAGCAAGCGCAGAUGGGCUCCAGUCCCAACUGUUAUAAUGGAAAACUCACUGGGACCUUUUCCAAUGCAAAUUCAACAGUUAUAUUCUGACACAGCCUUUAAGUAUAACAUUAGGUAUUCUAUAAGUGGUCCUGGUGUUGACCAGACACCCCUGAAUUACUUUUACAUUGAGAGGGAUACUGGAAAUCUUUUCGUUACUUGCCCAAUAGAUCGGGAAAUGUACCCAGAAUUUAAGAUUAUCUGCUAUGCAGUGACGCCAGAGGGAUAUACACCAGAGACACCUCUUGUGCAUGUGAUCAAAAUCGAGGAUGAUAAUGAUAAUGCCCCAGAGUUUGAGCAUGACAGAUAUGUUUUUGGUGUUCUUGAAAACAGCAGAGUUGGUACUCUUGUUGGACAGGUGACUGCAACAGACAGAGAUGAGCCAAACACUUUACACAGCACAAUUAGAUACAGAAUUGUGUCACAGAGUGGUCAAAUGUAUCACAUCUCAGAGGCAUUUGGGAUACAUCCAGAUUCAGGUUCUAUUACUGUAUUAUCUCCAAACCUGGACAGAGAGACUGUAUCAGAGUAUACACUACAAGUAGAAGCAAGAGAUAUGGGAGGUCAUGAAUUUGCUUUGUGCACUACAGUAGAAGUGAUCAUUGAGAUUAAAGAUAUAAAUGACAAUGUUCCACGAUUAGAACACAUUAUGUAUGAAGUAGAUGUAUUUGAAAACACAGAAAAUGUGGAAAUACUGCUCAUUCCUGUCAAAGAUGAUGAUGAAGUAGGAACGCCUUCGUGGGUGGCUACAGCCAUUAUUACAAGAGGAAACGAAGAUCACAGUUUUUCUGUUACCGUGGAUCGAGAGACGAACAUUGGGUGUUUAACUGCUGUAAAGGGUCUGGACUAUGAAAAAACCAAGGAGAGAAGGUUAGAAAUUGUUGUAAAUAAUGAAGCACCUUAUGUACUAGCGCCACACUCAAGAGCCCUUUCAACAAGUACUACCACAGUUAUAGUCAGAAUUCUGGAUGAGAAUGAAGGGCCAGAAUUUGAUCCUUGUGAAUAUUUUCUAACUAUUAAGGAAUCUUUGCCAAGCGGAACAGUGGUUGGUGAUUAUCAGGCGAGGGACCCAGAAACUGGAAAUAGUGAAGGCAUAAGUUACAGCAUAAUAAAUGGCAUGUGCAAUUGGAUCAUCAUUGACAACAGAGGACAGCUGAGAACCACUAGAAUGUUAGACAGAGAUAUACCAAAUGUGGAAUAUAGUCCAUGCGUCAUAACAGUCUGUGCUACAGACCGUAGUGGUAAAACAGGAACUGGUAAAAUUGUUAUAACAGUGAUGGAUGAGAAUGACAAUUACCCAGUGAUUCCCGAAAGUAAUUAUAUAAUGUGCAAGGACAAAGAACCAGUGUAUAUUACAGCCUUUGAUGCUGAUCAGCCGCCCUACACAACACCUUUCCAUUUUGAAAUACAGAAGCCAGUGGGCUCAACGUGGAGGUUAAUACCAUAUGAUGAGGAAUCAGCGUUGCUUUCACUUGAUGAAGAUAUACCCUAUGGCUAUUAUCCACUUCUUCUUAGGAUAUAUGAUAAUGGAGGUUACAGUGGAAUAAAGGAAAUAAGAGUUCAUUAUUGUAACUGUGUACUUCCAAGUGAUUGUCCUGACGACAGCUCAGACAUCGCUGUAGAUCGUAUUACUCCAGAAGGGGUGACCUAUCAACCUCCAAGUGAAGGGGGAGUUGGUGCCUUGGGCAUCGUUUCAGCAAUGAUGGGAACAAUGUUAACAAUGGGGCUCAUGGCUAUGCCCCUUGGUUUCUGGCUCCGCAAAAGAAAGAGGGCCAGACUUCAAGUGGUAGGUGAUAAUGCAACUUCCCACAAUUUAAUUGUAUCCAACACUGAGGCACCCGGUGAGAAUGUGACGGAUUUGGAUAUACAUCCUGUUAACACAAUGAAUGCAGCUGUUAGUAUGAGCACAAUUAGAGAAAGAACUGGAAGUAUGGAACUGCUAAAAAAAGAAGAAGCACCCAUUGGAGGAUCUGUACAUAAUGUUGGACAGCAUCUGCGCAAUUCAUAUAAAAGCCUCUAUUCUGAAUGGCGAAGUUUUUCCAAUCCUCACCUAGCUGAAAAGGUAUUUCAGUGUGAAGAAGAAGAUGAACUCCACCAAAGUAAAGAAUAUGUACUUCCAUAUAAUUAUGAAGGAAAAGGAUCACCAGUUGGAACCCUAAGCUCCUGUACAGGUGAAUCAGAAGAAGAAGAUCUUGAUUUUUCAAACAUGGGACCUCCAUUUAAGCCUCUAUUAGAAGCCUGUAUAAAGGAAUAA
Molecule: messenger RNA, 2709 nt
Organism: Euleptes europaea (tarantolino)
Lineage: Eukaryota; Metazoa; Chordata; Lepidosauria; Squamata; Sphaerodactylidae
Product: desmocollin-2-like
Exons: 16
Coding region: 1-2709 (902 amino acids)
Biological process (GO): adherens junction organization; regulation of synaptic transmission, glutamatergic; cell-cell junction assembly
Cellular component (GO): presynaptic active zone membrane; neuron projection; plasma membrane
Molecular function (GO): cadherin binding; calcium ion binding
Source: RefSeq, a predicted model, not a curated record